AUGGGAGAGGAGUGGUAUCCCGACAUCUACACCAGCUCCUUCCCAGACGGCGCAACCUUCUCCAUCAACGUCGGCAUCUGGUUCAGGCGCAUUGCGUCUCGAGCUCCCAAGGGAGUACGACGGAGCGGUGGCUGGGUGCCAGGGGUUUUUGCUCCAGUUGGAGCUCUACUUGGCCACCGUUCAUCCGACUCCCUCUGGAGAGGAGAGUAUGUGUGUAAGACUUUCGGCAGUGGAGUCGUCCAGAUGUUCAACGGAACUGUAUUCUACGUCCGCUCCACCUGUCCGUUCACGCUGACACGUUUUACUCACAACCGGGUGGACUGUGACAUCACCGUGCGUCGAGGUGAAAACGGCCUGCUGGAAUAUGUCGAGAUCAACGUCAACAAGAUCCAGACCCGGAUUCUGUACAAUGGAACCAUCUUCGUCGAGCAGAGAAUGGUGUCCCUUCCCUACGAUCACACCUAUCAACAUGUGUUCCAGUACGGUAUCAACACCAAGCUGAGGAGCACUGUUCUACCUCUGUCUGUCAUCUGGAGCAGUGCGGGUGUGGGCAUCGACUCUCUCUGGGUGAAACUGGAGCAGGAGCUUGUCCUUGGAAUGACAGGACUCUGUGGACGACCAGAUAUACCAGAUGACCGUCAGCGAUUGAUUGCAGAGAGCGUUCUGUCAGAGGACGGGUGCCAGAUCAUGGACUCCCUCCUUACUAAGAGCACGGUCUGUCAGAAGUUCAUCUCCAACUACGUUGAAUGUCUGCAGGCUAACACAAGCAAAUACAUAACUCUUUGUAAAGAGAAUAUUUACGGAUAUGAAAAAGAGCAUUAUGUAGGAUGUGCGUUCUACAAAGAAAUUGCCCAUCGGUGUCAGACCAGCUACGCUUGGAGGACCUUGACACACUGCCCUGAGUUCAGUUGCCCAGGAGAACUACACUUUGAGGAGCAGGGUGAUGCGUUUGUUCCCACCUGUUCCAACCCAGCACCUAGAACCAAUGAUCAGGACAUCACCAGCACCUGUGUCUGCCCCCAAGGACAGGUAUUGAACGAUCGAGCGGAGGGCCAUUACUGUGUAAGUGUGUCAGCCUGCCCAUGUGUGUACGCCGGGAGGAACUAUGCACCUAGGGAAGAACGCAGAACUAAAUGCCAGACCUGUGAGUGCGACAAUGGCAAGUGGAAAUGCUCUCAGAACAGCUGCCCUAGUAGGUGUGUGAUUGAAGGGCAGUUUGUGACCACGUUCGAUGGGAAACAGUAUGCCCUUCCCGGUAAAUGCACAUACAUGGCCUCUAAGGGUUUUAAUUGGACGAUAUCCAUACAUUUUUCUGAGACGACGUCCUCCAUCCAAAACGUGUUUCUUCAGAUUUACCAGAAUACCUACAGAUUCUCUCACAACAGUGUACAGUUUGAGAAAGAGGAAAUCCGAGAGCUACACCAGUCAGACAAUGCCAUGGUGUUCUGGCAGUCAUCCAUGUACGUCCAGGUAUUGACAUCCUUUGGCAUGAAGAUCCAAGUACAGAUGUCGCCAGACCUCCAGCUCUAUAUCACACUACCACAGAGUGAAGUAGGGCGGCCAGAAGGACUUUGUGGAAACUACAAUAGCGAUACCACUGAUGACUUCACCACAAGCAGUGGUAUCGUAGAAAACGCAGCGGAACCGUUUGCGCUGUCCUGGAGUGUAGGGGACUGUCCUGUUAACAUACCUAAAGUCUGCAUCAACACCGACAACGAAAUAUUUGCAGAUGAGAAGUGCCACCCCUUGAGAGACCCCGGUGGGAUUUUCGCCAAGUGCUACGAUCACGUGCCUACUGACAAUUACCACAAGGCUUGUAUCCAGAGAACGUGUACCUGUGGAACUGGGCUGCAGCAGUGUUUGUGUGUGGCCCUGGCAAAUUAUGCUAAAGCCUGUGCCAACCAGGGAAUCAUAGUGGGUGACUGGAGAAGGGCCACCAACUGCACGGUAUCGUGUGAGAACAAUCAGAGGUUUGACUACGAAAUGCAGGCGUGCAACAGCACCUGUCUCUCCCUAUCCCGGCCAGACCCCAGGUGCGGGGUGGAGGAUGCACCUGUGGAGGGCUGUGGCUGCCUGGAGGGCACUCAUCUGACCGGGGGGCUCACCUGUACCUCGAAGGCCCAGUGUCCAUGUCACCAUCAGGGAGGAGUCACACCACCAGGACCUGUUAUCAUGGAUGGACGACAGUGCAAAUGUGAGGAUGGAGAAUUGUUGUGCUCUGAAGAUUGUGGUUGCACCCAGGGGAAGGUUUGUGUGCAUUGCUCACAAUUAUCCAUAGACACAGCUCAAACAACAUGUGCCAGUCUGAGCAAACCAACAAGUGCUGUUCAGAGUUGUACAAGUGGCUGUUACUGUCCAGGGGGCCAGUUGGAAGACCAUAGGGGUGUGUGUGUCACUGUGGACAACUGCACCUGUCAGUACAGCGGCAGAGUGUUCAAAGCGGGACAGAGUGUCAAGACCAACUGUAGAACAUGCACCUGCCACCAUGCCCAGUGGAGCUGUGUAGAUGAACCAUGCCCUGGUACAUGCCUGGUGUAUGGAAACGGACACUAUCAAACCUUCGACUCUAAAUGGUACCGCUACGAUGGGAACUGUCAGUACACAUUAGUGGAGGAUGGCUGUGGUAGUGAAGCCGGCUCGUUUUCUGUCAAAGUGGAGAGUGUCCCGUGCUGUGACGAGGCUCUGACCUGUUCCCGGACCAUCGUGUUAGACCUGCUGGGUAAUGUCACUCUGACUCUGAAUGAAAUGAAGGUGACGAGACGGCUCCAAGGGGGAUGGGCUUCUCUGGAGGCUGAGCCUCUGUACUCCACCCACACUGUGGGCCUCUACAUCAUGAUCUCAGUGCCUUCGAGAGGACUAACCCUCAUCUGGGACAAACACACCAGACUUACCGUCAUACUGGAUGACCGUUGGAGGAACCGAGUGUGUGGACUUUGCGGGAACUUCGAUUCCAACGAGAUGAACGACCUGCAGAUAAGCGGGUCAUCGGUGGUGUCCAGCCCCCUCGCCUUCGGCAACAGCUGGAAGACGGCCACACCCCCCUGCUCUGACGUGACCAAUGAGGUGUUUCCGUGCCAGCGCCACUCCUACUGCUCCGCCUGGGCCGAGAGACGCUGUAUGAUCCUCACGGGAGACACCUUUAAGGACUGCCACUUGAAGGUGGACCCAGAGCCCUACUACCAGGCCUGUGUGUUGGAGUCGUGCUCUUGUGAGUUUGAGGGGAAGUUUUUGGGUUUCUGUACGGCCGUGGCGGCCUACGCUGAGGCAUGCAGUGACCAGGACGUGUGUGUACGCUGGAGAACGCCAGACAUGUGCCCGGUAUACUGCGACUACUACAAUGAGCAGGGCCACAGUAGCUGGCACUACGAUCCCUGUGGACAGAUCAAGACCUGUGGCAAAAACAACCUCUUCACUGGCAAGUUGGAAGGCUGCUACCCGAGAUGCCCAGCAGAAGCUCCAUACUAUGAUGAGAACACAAGGAGUUGCUCCACUUUGGACAACUGCACCUGUUAUUCCAACGAGACUAUGGUUAACCCUGGUACAGUUAUCAGGAAACCCACUGAGAAAUGCACUUGUGAACAGGGGCGUAUUAACUGUGGUCCUGAUCAAACCACUACCACACCUGAACCUACAACCACAGCUACACAAGCCACUACAAUGAUAACUACACCUGAACCUACAACAACUAUACUGACUACUACACCUGAAUAUACAACCACACCUACACAACCCACUACCACACCUGAACCUACAACCACAGCUACACCAUCAACUACAAUGAGAACUACACCUGAACCUACAACCACAGUUACACAAUCAACUACAAUGAUAAUUACACCUGAACCUACAACCACAGCUUCACCAUCAACUACAAUGAGAACUACACCUGAACCUACAACCACAGCUACACCAUCAACUACAAUGAGAACUACACCUGAACCUACAACCACAGCUACACCAUCAACUACAAUGAGAACUACACCUGAACCUACAACCACAGCUACACCAUCAACUACAAUGAUAAUUACACCUGAACCUACAACCACAGCUACACCAUCAACUACAAUGAUAAUUACACCUGAACCUACAACCACAGCUACACCAUCAACUACAAUGAGAUCUACACCUGAACCUACAACAACUAUACUGACUACUACACCUGAAUAUACAACCACACCUACACAACCCACUACCACACCUGAAUAUACAACCACAGCUACACCAUCAACUACAAUGAGAUCUACACCUGAACCUACAACAACUAUACUGACUACUACACCUGAAUAUACAACCACACCUACACAACCCACUACCACACCUGAACCUACAACCACAGCUACACCAUCAACUACAAUGAGAACUACACCUGAACCUGCAACCACAGUUACACCAUCAACUACAAUGAUAAUUACACCUGAACCUACAACCACAGCUUCACCAUCAACUACAAUGAUAAUUACACCUGAACCUACAACCACAGCUUCACAAUCAACUACAAUGAGAACUACACCUGAACCUACAACCACAGCUACACCAUCAACUACAAUGAUAAUUACACCUGAACCUACAACCACAGCUACACCAUCAACUACAAUGAGAACUACACCUGAACCUGCAACCACAGUUACACCAUCAACUACAAUGAUAAUUACACCUGAACCUACAACCACAGCUUCACCAUCAACUACAAUGAUAAUUACACCUGAACCUACAACCACAGCUUCACCAUCAACUACAAUGAUAAUUACACCUGAACCUACAACCACAGCUACACCAUCAACUACAAUGAUAAUUACACCUGAACCUACAACCACAGCUACACCAUCAACUACAAUGAGAUCUACACCUGAACCUACAACAACUAUACUGACUACUACACCUGAAUAUACAACCACAUCUAAACAACCCACUACCACACCUGAACCUACAACCACAGCUACACCAUCAACUACAAUGAGAUCUACACCUGAACCUACAACAACUAUACUGACUACUACACCUGAAUCUACAACCGCACCUACACAACCCACUACUACACCUGCAUCUACAACCGCACCUACACAACCCACUACUACACCUGAAUCUACAACCACACCUACACAACCCACUACUACACCUGCAUCUACAACCGCACCUACACAACCCACUACUACACCUGAAUCUACAACCACACCUACACAACCCACUACUACACCUGAAUCUACAACCGCACCUACACAACCCACUACUACACCUGCAUCUACAACCGCACCUACACAACCCACUACUACACCUGAAUCUACAACCACACCUACACAACCCACUACUACACCUGAAUCUACAACCGCACCUACACAACCCACUACUACACCUGCAUCUACAACCGCACCUACACAACCCACUACUACACCUGAAUCUACAACCACACCUACACAACCCACAACAACAAGAACCACACCUGAAUAUACAACCACACUAUUCCCAACGAUAGUUACAGGACCUACAAAUACUCAACAUAGUUCACCAGUUGUGUCCGUGUUCAGUACUACAGCCGGACGAAACACUACAGCAGAAGCGACUACAGCGUACACUGAAACGACAACUAAAUUAACAUCUACACAACCCACAACUACCUUCUCAUAUUCUACCACCAAAUAUGUUGAACCAACAUCUACAACCGAACCAACCUCUGAAGGACCACCGACUGAAGCUACAACCCUGUACACAAGUCAACCAACAACCUCCUCUACACGAUCUCCCACUACCUCUGAAUCAACAACAUCCACGCGCCCAACAACGAUGUCAACAGCAAUAUCUACAGAGCCUACAACGCGUACAAUUUGUGAGUGUAGAGACCUGAAGAGGAACCAGAUAUGGGCGUGUGGAGAGAAGUGGACAGAAGACUGCUUCAAUAAGACUUGUAAGGAUGGGAAGAUAGAGAUGACUUCGGUCACCUGUCCGAAUCCAGUUCGCCCCACCAUGUGCCCCAGGGGACAGAUGGUCAGAGUCUCAGAUGGAUGCUGUGACUACUGGAAGUGUGAUUGUCGUUGUGACGUCUAUGGCGACCCUCACUACAUCUCCUUCCAGGGUGUGACCUUUGACUUCCUGGAUAAUUGUACAUACAUCCUGGUCAAGGAGAGAACGCUGCGUCACCAUCUGACUGUUGCCGUGGACAACUACUUCUGUAUUCCCGAGUUGGACGGCUCCUGUGCCAAAGGCAUCAUCCUGCAGUACCAGAACAACACGGCCACUGUCAGCAUCGUACCGGAUGAGUACAGGGUGAAGUCUACUCUGAACCAGAAGAAUGUCGAGCCUCCCUAUGAGGAGAAUGGUAUCAGGUUUGAGACGACAGGCUAUAUGGUGUCUGUAUACAUCCCUGAGAUACGCUCACAUAUCUCUCUCACACCAUCCAACACUCUGACUGUCACCUUGGCCAUGGAGCAUUUCCUGAAUAACACCCAAGGACAAUGCGGUGUGUGCGGUGGGAGCUCUUGUGUGCGUAGAAGUGGGGAGACUGAAGCUGACAGCUGCUGUGAUAAGACCGCCUAUGACUGGGUCUAUGAGGACCCUCUGAAGCCUGAGUGUAGCGCAGCUCCCAGGGACGUCCCAUGCCAUCCUCCAGGCCCUCCUCCACCCCCCUGUCCUGGAAGCCCCCUCUGUGACCUUCUCCAUCACCCAGUUUUUGCAAAUUGCAGUAGGCGGGUGGAUCUGAGCCAGCUUGAGAGGAACUGUAGGUUUGAUUCGUGUGGGAGGAACGACAUGGCUUGUUCUCCUCUGGAGCAGGCUGUUGUGGAGUGUAAGAAAGCAGGCAUCUGUGUGAACUGGAGAGAACUCACCAAUGGGACCUGUGCUAUUGGGUGCCCAACAGGGAUGGUGUACAGAGAGUGCCAAGGUCAAUUGGAUGACUACUGUCACGGAGGAGUCCGUGUUCAAGGGAGAGUACUGGAGGAAGUUAAGGCUGGAUGUUUCUGUCUCAGAGGACAGUUCAGAGCUGAGGAGCACAAGAAGAUCUGCGUGUCGGACUGUCCCUACUGCAAGGGUCCACUGGGAGAGUACAAGCAGCUUGGGGAGACAUGGCAGUCUAACUGUCAUGUGUGUACGUGUAACAACCGAACCAAGACAGAGGAGUGUCAACCUAGCCCCCCCUCCCCCGCACCUUCCUGCAGUCAGAACUCAGUCCCGGUCACCGGCUGCUGUGGCGAACAGACCUGUGUCGAGAAGACAUGUAACUAUAAUGGAAGGACCUACAAAGUGGGAGACAGAUGGACAGACCUUGCCCUGCCCUGUGAGUCCUAUAGCUGUACCAGAGAAGGCACUCAGACAGUGAGAAGGGUGUGUCCCCAUCAGAACUGCUCAGAGGAGGACAGAGUAUGGGACGAACAACAUUGCUGCUACACAUGUAACCAGACCUGUGCUACCAGGGUUUCUAGUGUGAACAUCACUGUAGACAACUGCACAGCAACACUACAGCUGCCCACGUGUCAAGGCCAGUGUGGGACAGAGACAAGAUGGGUUGUUGCUCGCAGUAUUCUCCAACUGGAACAGAAGUGGGAGUGUUGCAGAGUGAGGAGUCACGAGAGGAAGUCAGUGAAUCUGACCUGUACUGGGGGGUCCGUUAUGCCACACCUGUAUGCACAUGUUACCAGCUGCGAGUGCCAUAACUGCAGUAUGUUGCAGUAAACAUCGCUUUGUGUUCUGAACGUAUAUGCACACAAACAAACAAAAAUCUAUAUUGAACUGUUAUUAAGAUGGUGAAAAUGUGCCAAAUCAAUGUUUUUUUCUAGAUUCUGCAACCUUCCUGUAAUAGUGUCUUGGUCGGUGUUUUGAGGGUAUACUGUACAGUACGUGCAGACCAACGGCUUCAUGUUCCCUUAGUAGAAUAGGUUUUUCAGCUAGUGCACAUCGGUCGAAAGGCCUUUUUCUAUAUUGCAUAUACUCUGUUCCAGUGCAGGAAGUGGACCAUUUAUAUGUAGCAUAUUGUUGAUUAUGUAUGUAUUCCAUAGACUUCACAUAGGAAAUCUUCUAAUGAUCCACCCAGCACUUUUUGCACUUUUCCAUCUAAAAGACUGCAGCUCCAAUUUGAAAGUGAUUUUGAAAUGUUUAUUUCAAGAACUGUAGCCACUUUGAUUUUGCUGAUUUUGUUUUAAAUAAAGUACUGAAGCUUCCA
Molecule: messenger RNA, 8146 nt
Organism: Salvelinus fontinalis (brook trout)
Lineage: Eukaryota; Metazoa; Chordata; Actinopteri; Salmoniformes; Salmonidae
Product: mucin-2-like
Exons: 41
Coding region: 1-7659 (2552 amino acids)
Cellular component (GO): extracellular matrix
Molecular function (GO): protein binding
Source: RefSeq, a predicted model, not a curated record